This is a messenger RNA of Delphinapterus leucas (beluga whale), 1308 nucleotides long. The record is from RefSeq and is a predicted model, not a curated record. NCBI's taxonomy places the organism in Eukaryota, Metazoa, Chordata, Mammalia, Artiodactyla, Monodontidae.
AUGGAUAAACAAGGUUUCAAGAUGAUAUCUUUAGAAAUCUUCUGUCACAGUCAAGUUGAAGAAACGUCUCCACUACUUAAAGAGGGACCUGCAAACUAUUUUUAUUCAGCUGUUCCAAUGGGAUUUUCUCUUAGUAAAUCUGCUACUCAGAUAUCUGCUAUGCGUAUGGAUUCAAAAGUGGAUGAUCACUUAAUGCAAGGGACUGAGAAAAGCAAAUUGGAACCAGUGACUCAGUUAUUUCAAAACACCAAGAAAAUAAGAUUAGAAGACACAAACCAAGAAAACUUUACAAGGAGCAAAGAUACUGGCACAGGAUCUCUUUCAGAGAAAGCCUUGGGUUCAGUGGUGUAUGUUAAAGAAAGUGAUGGAAUAGAAAUGAUAGAUGUGGAAUGAAGUUAUUUGUGUAUGUUACCAAAGAAACCAAAAGUUGCUUUUGACUAAGAGGGCCUGUUGAAUGAGAACUUAACCUUAUUAUGAAAACCUAACAAAAUGAAGGAAGACGAUUGCUUAUUUUUCACUAUUUAUGAAUCACUGUAGAUUGCACUUUUUGAUGAUACAUAUUCAGAAAAGUUGCUUUAGAGAGAAGAAGCUUUCCAAAAUUCAAAGAAGGUUUCUCUGGUAUUAUAUUCUGUCCUUGUCAAAAAAUCAGAGUUUUUGUGUAACAGUAUUUAAAUGGCACCAAAACAUUUUAAUUAUAAUGUAUUUCUCUAACAAGUGAUCAAAAACCCAAAAAACAGUGCCCAAACAAUUUGACAUCAGUAUUUCACAUGAUUUCUGGUGUACUGAUUUUGUAUGUUGAAAUUCCAGUUAGGGAUUUUGCUUUAGAAUACUUUAUCUUCUUGCAUUUUUUCAUGUCUGUUCUGUUAAAGAUCACUGGCAGCUAAACUCAAAGACCAGUAAAUUACAUACCUUGAGAAGCAUUUCACAUUUCAAAUCAUCCUUUUAAAACUUUUUUUUCACCCACGUGGAAUUCAUUUCAGAGUUCACAAAAUAGUUUUUUCUAAGUGUAAUAAUUUAUCUUGCAGAUGUUACCAUUUUAUACCACCAAUAUUUAAUAUAAUAAAACAGCCUAGUUGUUAAAAAAAAUUCUUGUUUUGUAUGUAUCAGUUUACCAUUCUUAUUAAAACAUCUAGUAGUUUGAAACAGCAGUAUUGUCCCAAGUAAUGUAAGCUGAAGUUAAAAACCAUUUGUGUCUGGACAAACAGUGACCUAUAAAUAUUUCUAUUAUGUAUGGUUUGAACAUUUUCCUGUACUUUAAUAUUUACUGGUGAUCUCUAAUGCUCAAUUGAGUAAUCUCCUUAAUAUUCA